Cheilinus undulatus (humphead wrasse) is the source of this 3649-nucleotide messenger RNA. Its product is annotated as septin-9-like. The coding region runs from base 301 to 2169 and encodes 622 amino acids. The record is from RefSeq and is a predicted model, not a curated record. Gene Ontology annotation, biological process: cytoskeleton-dependent cytokinesis. Gene Ontology annotation, molecular function: GTP binding; molecular adaptor activity; GTPase activity. Gene Ontology annotation, cellular component: septin ring; microtubule cytoskeleton; septin complex. NCBI's taxonomy places the organism in Eukaryota, Metazoa, Chordata, Actinopteri, Labriformes, Labridae. The transcript is spliced from 11 exons.
GACAUCGCUGCCUCAUUCCUGAGUGUGGAAGUUGAGAAGGAGGAGAAGAGGAGUUGCAGCUUUAAGGAAGAGAGAGGAGACAGAGCCCGGGUUUGGAUCAGUGAGCUCUUAUUUUUUUUUUUGUCUCGCUCCCCUCCUCUCCUCUCUCCUGCUCGGCCUCCUAAUUUGGGAUUUGUUUGAAAGCGGGACUUCGCCCCUGGAAGACUUUUUCCUGGCUGGGGAAAGGGAACCCAGCUCUCCCUCUCCUUCUGAGAUUAAACACACCCUCCUGCUCUCACACUCACACACCCGCUCCCCAAAAUGUCUGAUUCUACUGUCAACGCUCACUUGGAGGGGAUCAUAUCAGACUUUGAAGCACUGAAGCGGUCAUUUGAGGUUGAGGAGACAGAUUCAUCCACACAUCCCUCGCCCCUAACACGUCGGACCACCAACCCCCUCCGCUCAUCCACCUCCUCGUCUUCUAGUCAGCGGAGCUACGACUUGAGCUCCCGCAGCUCUGACUACUCCUCUUCAAGAUCUUCUCCCACUGACUCCUCCAAUCUUCGCUCCCCAAAGACCGGCAUGAGGCGGAUUGAAUUAUCAGGAGCUCGUAACCCAGACGCGGCCUCUGCCCGUCGCACAGAAAUCUCUAUCGAGGUCUCAUCGAAGCAGAUUGACAACUCACCGAGUGCAGGCAUUGCCCGUUUUGGCCUCAAACGGCCUGAGGUCAGCUUGAGCAAUCGAAGUACUCCUCUGGACGCCACCUCCAACUCCUUCUCCACAAACAGGCGAGCGGAGCUCAGCAUGACACGGCCUAGUGAGCCUCCUGCUCCUCCCAGGAGGAUGGAUGCUCAGCUGUCCUCUGCCCCAGUAUCAAGGAUCCCUGAGCCCCCACAGAGAAGAGCAGACCCCCCAUCCCCUGCUAUCAGCCCAGUCGAGGGGGCCCUGAGGAGGCCAGAGAUGCCCGCCUUUAGACAGCCGGAUGGUUUGGUACAAGCUGGCUCAGUGGAGAACAACAACCAUCCGCCUCCUGUGCCCAGUGCUCCCCUGCCGUCCCUGGGGGAGCCUCGAGUGGAAUGUGUGCAGUCUCCUGUCACAGAGCCGCCCACAGUCCAACCAGCAGAGAAGCCAGAGGUGAUUCCCAGCUACAACAGCAGUGCCAUGUCUGAGGUGGUGGUCCCUGAUGUGAUGGUGCCCCCAGCAGUGGGUGCUUUAUAUGGAGAGAAGGCCGGAGGUCCUGUGGUGGACUUUAGUUACGUGGGUAUAGACGCAAUUCUGGAGCAGAUGAGGAGGAAGGCCAUGAAGCAGGGGUUUGAGCUCAACAUAAUGGUUGUUGGACAGAGCGGCCUGGGAAAGUCGACUCUAAUGAACACCCUGUUCAAGUCUAAAGUCAGCCGUAAGUCUGUGCUGGCCAUGGCCCAGGAGAAGAUCCCCAAAACAGUCGAAAUCAAGUCCAUCAGUCAUGAUAUCGAGGAGAAGGGAGUGAGAAUGAAGCUGACAGUCAUCGACACACCAGGAUUUGGAGACCAGAUCAACAACGAGAACUGCUGGCAGCCCAUCAUGAAGUUCAUCAACGACCAGUACGAGGCAUACCUGCAGGAGGAGAUCAACAUCAACAGAAAGAAAAGGAUCCCAGACUCCAGAGUCCACUGCUGCAUAUACUUCAUCCCUCCUACCGGACACUGUCUGCGGCCUCUUGAUGUAGAAUUCAUGAGGCGUCUCAGUAAGGUCGUCAACAUCGUCCCGGUCAUCGCCAAAGCAGACACUCUCACCCUGGAGGAGAGGGACUUCUUCAAAAAGAAGAUCAGGGAAGAGCUUCGAGCCAACGGGAUCGAUGUUUACCCUCAGAAAGAGUUUGAUGAGGAUGCAGAGGACAGAAUGAUCAAUGAGAAGAUCAGGGAGAUGAUUCCUUUUGCCGUGGUGGGCAGCGACCAGGAGUACCAAGUGAAUGGCAGGAGGCUGCUGGGGAGGAAAACCAAGUGGGGGACAAUUGAAGUUGAGAACAUUGCCCAUUGUGAGUUUGCCUAUUUACGGGAUCUCCUCAUCAGGACCCACAUGCAGAACAUCAAGGACAUCACCAGCAGCAUCCACUAUGAAAUGUACCGCGUGAGACGCCUCAACGAGAACAACACGGUGGUGGCUCACGCAAACGGCCUUCCAGAGCACCAUCUCUCUGCCCACGAGAUGUAAACACGACCUGCAGGCAACCUCACCUGGGUGCACCUGGGUGUCACUCGUUUUUAUGAGACUCUGACCUUUAUUGACAGUCUUCCCUCCACUCCAUCCGUCUCCAUCGCACAGGUGGACUGAAACUCAAAAACCCGCCAGAGGGACUUUUACUUUCAGCAACUUUCAGCAGCUUAUUGGAUUCCUCACGUCCAGCUCGACUACCCUCUCACUAUUGCAGACAAAGAGAGCGAAGAGAAGUUUGAUUAACGUGCUGCAGCUUGAUUUUUCUGACACCUCAGAGGUGCCAAACAAAGAGCAUCUGCCAAACUCAACAGACCGAUGCUUUAAAAUCUUUCAGCGUCAGAACUGCCUUAAUCAUCAUGUUAACCUCGUCCACUUUUUACUCUUUUCAUGUUAGAUGUUUUUAGCAGUGCCUUUUCAGAAGUUAUUCAAUAACAAAAGCACAUCUUUCUACGGAAGCCUUAAGGGAACAUGCAUCCAAACAUUUUAUUUACUCCAUGUUUGCAUUAUUGGAAAAAUUCCCAUUCAUAAUCUUGAUCAAGGCAUCUCAUAAUCUUCAGAAAACUGGGUAAUUUACCUCAUUAUCUUGGGAGAGCAAAGCUUGUUUUGGAUACGAGAUAAAUUUGCAAAGAUAUCAAGAAAACAACCAGUAAAGAUUUGUUUAUUUCAGGUAGAGUAAAUAAAAGGUAAACAGAUGCAUUUCCUCUUACGGCUUCCAUAUAUUUUCUGUCCUUGUAUGAGCGUACGUGGGAAGUGAUGAUGUUCAGUAUUGCACUCGAUCACUGCAGACGGCUGUCUUUAUAAACAUGUUGGAAUGGGGCCCAGCAGCUCUUUUCCAGCACUAGUCUGUUGUUGUGACGCAGCGUUACUCAGAUCUUUCCUCCAUUAUUCACUAAAAACAGGUUAUCAAAAACCACGUAACAUAUUUCAGUUCCUCUUUCCUCACAUGUUCUGCUUUGAUGUUCAUGCCAUGUUGAGUAUGUUUUUUUUUAUUCUUAGUAAUAAAUGUCUUUUUUAUUGAUAGGAAUAUCUAAAGAGUGAUUUAAGAUGAAUACGUAUUUAUGCACGAUAUAAAAUGUGAACGUUUGUCAUCAGUUUCGGUCCACUUUUUCACAUUAUUCAUGCCCGUGAUUUUCCUGCCUGUUGGCCCGUCACAGUGCCUUAUUUAUUGGAAAAUGUUUGUGAGUUUGAAGGCUGAAACUGGAAAGAGCAGGUUUGUUGGUGCCAAAUAGACAUCGUUUAGACAUUUCUUUAUCUUCUUUCUUGUUUUUCUGCAAAAAAAAACAUUUUUUUAUCGACCAGAUCGCUUUUUCCAAAAUAUACCAAGGAUCUUUAUCUGUUUGAAUUAUAUAAAGUCUUUAACUGUCACUCAAGCCUUGUCCUGUAUAUGCGUCUGUCCUGCAAAUUUUUUUGUACUUGUAUUAUUGAUAACAAAAUUUCCUUUAUAUUAUUUUAAAUAAAGAUUAAAGUUGUACAUACA